Aspergillus novofumigatus IBT 16806 is the source of this 1128-nucleotide messenger RNA. RefSeq lists its product as uncharacterized. NCBI's taxonomy places the organism in Eukaryota, Fungi, Ascomycota, Eurotiomycetes, Eurotiales, Aspergillaceae. The coding region runs from base 1 to 1128 and encodes 375 amino acids. The record is from RefSeq and is a predicted model, not a curated record. The transcript has 5 exons.
AUGCAUAUCGGUGUGCAGAUUGCGUGGGUUGAUAUGGAUGUGCGGAUUGGCUCCUCGUCAUCUUCAACUGUCCAACUCGUCCACGCAGCCCGUUGCAACACUCAACAUGCACACCUGGAUCGAUCCCCCCUUCGCGAUGGAAAAGACGCGGAUGAGUGGGAACCCACUGAAUCCGAAGCCGUCGCCAACAUCGACCAGUGGUAUCAAGCAGGACGACCGCUCUUUCCCCGCCAUUCCCUCCAGGAUGUGCGCGACCAGCUGCGGAAGCCCCUCAAAAAGGGCGACUCCAUUUACGUGAAAGCGUUCGAUGGGUCGAUCUACGAAUGGCCUGUGAAAACCGGCGACAUAAAACCGCUUUGGGAGCCCGACGAUGACAUGGGAGAGGAGAAACGGGUGCAAUGGGUGCUGACCACCCCGCACAUUUCCUAUCGCUCAUUUACAGGGCUCAAAGAUUUGCUGGAAUACAGUCUGUCCCAGGCGUAUUGCAGCGUGGCAAUACAACACUGGAUGACUCGCGUCGGCCAAGAGCCUGAGCCUGAACCCCUGGGGGAUCUUAAUUCAGGACUGGAAUUCCUGGACACUACCUUGCGGGGCUGGGAAGGGAGCGAACCAUGGAGAGACAUCAAAUCCACCCUCUCGUCGUUGAAUCUUAAUACCAAGAUCGCCAAGGUGAUAGGUAUGGCAUGCGGGUCUUUCACCCCGACAUUGGAGCGCUGCGGAUCUAGAAGAUCAGCCGUUCAACAUGCACUCCUCUUAACGAUAAAGAGCUUUCUGCAGGAAUACAAUUUAGGUACCAGCGAGGUCGCAUGUUACGUGCAGGACCCGGGAUAUUCCAAGACAGAUAGGCUGGUUCUUGAGCAAUCGGAUAUCAAGGUGCUCGAGGAUCCGGAGGGCUUCCUGGAAAUGGACGAUGCCUCCCUCGUGUUUUCCUGCAACCCCAACAUUUGUGUCAAGGAGAUUGUUGCGGACAUUGCCCGUCCGUCGAUUCUCAUCUGGUGUACUGUCAAAGAGGAAGAUCCGGAACAUGCCCUCACCGACCCAGACUCCCCUCGCGUCAGAGAGAUGAUCCGAACGUGCUAUGAUCAGUUUCCGUUCCCGAAGACCAUGAUGAUAACUUUUCGCGCAUGA